AAAAAUCAAAAAAAAAAUUGUUAUCAAUCAUAUCAGUCAGUCAUUCGGUCCCUUUUGGAAUUUCCAACUUCAAAAUUUUUGCACGUUUGUUACUGUGAAUGGCUUAUGAAUGAAAAGUGAAAGAUAAAUGAAUGUAAUUUCGGCUUAACGUUCUAAUUGGAUAAAAUGUUCCAAUCCGCUAAAAUGAAUAAAUACUUUCUACCACUCGUAAAACAUUCUUUCCCAAGGAUCAACCCUCAGAGUGUUGCUCACUACAGUAUGUUGGAUAAAAUGCCCACCAUCAGUGUUGAAGCCGAGCCCCUUAUCAUUGAAGACCGGCCCCUGAAAAAUCAACAAAUCAGUCGAGCCAUGAAACAUCACUUGGAAAAAGUUUCCGCCUGGCAAAAAUUCAUGGACGAAGAAAAGCAUAAAUUUGAAGUUGGUAAAAGGCAUUUAGCAAACAUGAUGGGAAAAUCACCAGAAACGUUCACUCAGCAAGAUAUCAAUGAAGCAAUCGAAUAUUUGUUUCCUUGUGGGCUUUUCGUAAGAGGUGCUAGACCCAUGAUGAAACCACCUGAGAAAAUUUAUACUGGAACCAAAGAAGCUUCGUUUGAUAUAUCGGGCAGACCCUUUCAUCCGUUUUUUUAUACCGGCUUUCCUAAUUUAUAUCAGCAUAUGAGCGAUGCUGUGAAAGUUUUGAACAGUUUGAAUGAAUUCGAAGACAAAGUUAUCACUGGUAAAGAAAAUGGUGAUAUGUAUUCUCCGAUCGAUAUGAAGCCCUUACGUUGGAUUAAUUAUAAAGAAGCGAUAAAAAAAUUCCAGGAGGCCAUUCCUCCCAUUGAAUACGGAAAUUUCAUCAAUACGUUGACAGUUAUGGCUGAACAUCCUUAUGCUUCGAAGUUCGCAGAUUUCUUCUCCAAUUAUACUCACUAUCUUUCAGUAUCUACCAACCGAGUUCAAAUUGAUACGAUUGAGGUUUUGGAAGAUGGUAGAAAAAGAGUAGUGAUUGACGAUAUCCAUAGAAGAACUUCUGUUGUCAGCGUCACCGCUUAUUAUCCUGGAACUGGACUGUUUUCGAUCGAUGGAAAAGAUAUCCAUUAUUUCCAAGAUGUACAAGCAAAAGAAAUGGUAUUGUUUCCAUUAAUAUUUUCCAAAAUGUUGAAGAAAGUUGACAUAGAGGCUCGCGUCACCACAUUUAGCGGAGAUAUGGCGGUUGCCGGCGGUAUUCGAUAUGGAAUAUCUCGAUGUAUAGCUAAUUUCGUAGACCAAGAUAUGAAAGAUAAAAUGAAACUAGCCGGGCUUCUGCUACUUGACAAAAGAACAAAAGAAAGGAAAAAACCUGGACAAUGGGGAGCCAGAAGGAAAUUCACGUGGAAAAAGCGUUAAUCUGUUAUUAUUGUUGUUUGCAUUUGAAACGUAAUUAAUAAAUUUUUUCAUAAAUGUUUUA
Molecule: messenger RNA, 1426 nt
Organism: Planococcus citri (citrus mealybug)
Lineage: Eukaryota; Metazoa; Arthropoda; Insecta; Hemiptera; Pseudococcidae
Gene: mRpS9
Product: mitochondrial ribosomal protein S9
Exons: 11
Coding region: 166-1365 (399 amino acids)
Biological process (GO): translation
Cellular component (GO): ribosome; mitochondrial small ribosomal subunit
Molecular function (GO): structural constituent of ribosome; RNA binding
Source: RefSeq, a predicted model, not a curated record